Messenger RNA from Phyllostomus discolor (pale spear-nosed bat), 1238 nucleotides. RefSeq names its product BRI3 binding protein (gene BRI3BP). The transcript has 3 exons. Gene Ontology annotation, cellular component: mitochondrion. Lineage: Eukaryota; Metazoa; Chordata; Mammalia; Chiroptera; Phyllostomidae. The record is from RefSeq and is a predicted model, not a curated record. Bases 136 to 867 code for a protein of 243 amino acids.
UGGCGCAUUGGCGGCGGCGGGCAACGGCGCUGCACGCGGUGCUCUAGCGCGCCUACGCGGUCCCCGCCGGAGUCGCGGCGCCCCUCCGUGCGGCCCUCACCUUUCUUCCUGUCCUCGCAUCGCUCCGGCCCCAGGAUGGGCGCGCGCGCCUCGGGCUGGCCCCGGGCCCGGGCCGGGCUAUUGCUACUGCUGCCGCUGCUGCUCGGGAUGCUGGCCCCGGGCGCGCAGGGGGCGAGGGGCCGCAGCGGCACGGAGAAGAACAGCUACCGCCGCACCGUCAACACCUUCUCGCAAAGCGUCAGCAGCCUGUUCGGCGAGGACAAUGUGCGCGUUGCUCAGAAGUUCCUGACCAGGCUGACCGAGAGGUUCGUGCUGGGUGUGGAUAUAUUUUUGGACACUGUGUGGAAAGUGUGGACGGAGAUCUUGGAUGUUUUGGGACUUGACGUCUCGAACAUGUCCCAGUAUUUCAACCCCGCCUCGGUGGCCAGCAGCCCGGCCCGCGCCAUCAUUCUGGUCGGCGUCAUCCUCCUGGCCUACUGGUUCCUGUCCCUGACCCUGGGCUUCACCUUCAGCGUCCUGCACGCCGUGUUCGGCCGCUUCUUCUGGAUCGUGCGCGUCCUCCUGUUCUCCAUGUCCUGCGUGUACAUCCUGCACAAGUACGAGGGGGAGCCGGAGAGCGCGGUGCUGCCGCUGUGCUUCGUGGUGGCCGUCUACUUCAUGACCGGGCCCGUGGGCUGCUACUGGCGGGGCGGCCCUGGCGGCCCCAGCGUGGAGGAGAAGCUGGAGCACCUGGAGAACCAGGUCCGGGUCCUCAACAUCCGCCUGAGCCGCGUGCUGGAGAGUCUCGACCGCGCCAACAGCAAGUGACAACCAGCCAGCCGGCCGGGUCCCCUCGCCCCGGCGCCCCCUCUCCGGAAACAGAAGAAGAGGAGGAAGAAAAGGACGGCGAACCCCAAACAAUCUUAAUAAACGUUCCUGGGCAAGAGAGAGGGGCGCUCUGUGAGGGUGUUUCCGGCCACGCGCGGACUCUCAGGACGCAUUCCGAGAGCGAGGACCCGCUCCGCGACGUGGAGCCGCCUACCGGGUGUUGUGAGUGGGAGAGAUAUUUUUUACACAAAGGAGAUAACCCUAUUAGCUGUACAGUCAGAGAAGUUUAUCUGCAUAGAGCAUACAGUUAAUUUUUUCAAGCAUUUAAAUACAUCUUUUGUAAGGUUUUUUAAUAAAGGCAGACCUGAGUC